Molecule: messenger RNA, 1719 nt
Organism: Arabis nemorensis
Lineage: Eukaryota; Viridiplantae; Streptophyta; Magnoliopsida; Brassicales; Brassicaceae
Source: the annotation of a GenBank genome assembly
AUGGCGGAUGAUUCAGCAGCCACUCCACCCUCAAUCGAUGGCAACGUUCUGGUGGCUAAGUCACUAGCUCGUCUCGGAGUCACCCACAUGUUCGGCGUCGUUGGCAUCCCCGUCACGUCUCUAGCUAGCCGAGCCAUGGCUCUCGGCAUACGCUUCAUCGCCUUCCACAACGAGCAAUCCGCCGGAUACGCCGCUUCCGCCUACGGUUACCUAACGGGUCGACCCGGGAUUCUUCUCACUGUUUCGGGUCCUGGUUGCGUACACGGUCUCGCCGGUCUCUCAAACGCUUGGGCUAACACAUGGCCGAUGGUGUUGAUCUCCGGCUCCUGCGAUCAGAGAGAUGUCGGUCGUGGAGAUUUCCAGGAGCUUGAUCAGGUCGAGGCGGUGAAAUCUUUCUCGAAAUUAUCGGAGAAAGCGAAAGAUGUUCGUGAAAUCCCUAAUUGUGUCGCUAGGGUUCUGGAUCGUGCCGUUGAAGGUCGACCCGGUGGGUGUUAUCUGGAUCUCCCGUCGGAUGUGUUACGCCAGAAGAUUUCCGAAUCUGAGGCGGAUAAUCUUGUGGCGGAGAUUGUGGUUUCUCGUAAACAGGAAUUGAGUUUGGAUUCUCUGAGAUCGGAGAUUGAAUCGGCGGUUUCGUUGCUGAGAAAAGCGGAGAGGCCAUUGAUUGUGUUUGGCAAAGGUGCGGCGUAUUCGAGAGCAGAGGAUGAGCUGAAGAAGCUUGUGGAACUCACUGGAAUACCUUUCUUACCAACUCCGAUGGGUAAAGGUUUGUUACCGGACACACACGAGCUUUCGGCGACGGCGGCGAGGUCGCUUGCUAUUGGGAAAUGCGACGUUGCUUUGGUGGUUGGAGCUAGGCUUAACUGGCUUCUCCAUUUCGGAGAAUCGCCGAAAUGGUCGAAAGAUGUGAAAUUUGUAUUGGUAGACGUCUCUGAGGAAGAGAUUCAGCUGAGGAAACCUCACUUGGGGAUUGUUGGAGAUGCUAAAACAGUGAUUGGAUUAUUAAACAGAGGGAUCAAAGAUGAUCCUUUUUGUCUCGGGAAAUCGGAUCCAUGGGUCGAAUCGAUUUCCAAGAAAGCCAAAGAAAAUGGUGAAAAGAUGGAGAUACAGCUUGCUAAAGAUGUAGUUCCUUUCAAUUUCUUGACUCCAAUGAGGAUAAUAAGAGACGCGAUUUUGGCGGUACAAGGACCGAGUCCUGUUGUGGUAUCAGAAGGAGCUAAUACAAUGGAUGUGGGAAGAUCGGUUUUGGUUCAGAAAGAGUCAAGGACUAGGCUUGAUGCAGGAACUUGGGGAACAAUGGGUGUUGGUUUAGGUUAUUGUAUUGCCGCUGCUGUUGCUUCUCCCGAUCGGCUUGUAGUCGCGGUUGAAGGUGACUCUGGUUUUGGAUUCAGCGCCAUGGAAGUUGAGACAUUGGUUCGAUACAAUCUUUCUGUGGUGGUUAUUGUCUUCAACAACGGUGGUGUCUAUGGUGGUGAUCGAAGGAGUCCUGAAGAAAUCUGUGGCCCUUAUAAAGAAGAUCCAGCACCAACAUCUUUUGUUCCUAACGCAGGCUAUCACAAGCUUAUUGAAGCAUUUGGAGGCAAAGGUUAUAUUGUGGAAACACCCGAUGAGCUUAAAUCCGCUCUCUCUGAAUCGUUCGCUGCAAGAAAACCCGCGGUGGUUAAUGUGAUCAUCGAUCCUUUUGCUGGUGCCGAGAGUGGGAGAUUGCAGCACAAGAACUGA